GGAGAAGCCCGAGCAACCUGCGCGAGGAAGCAUGAUAUUGGAAUGACGACCUUGAGUUGCUUUCACAUUUGUCAGACGAAGCAAAUAAAUCGCAAAUCAGUUGAAAUAAACAAAUCGCCGAACUCCUGGAAUCAAAAAAGCAAGUGUCAAUUCUAUCGAGAUUCGGAAUAUACUAUCACGAAUCAGAUCAUACAAACAUUACUGCUCGGGCGGGUUUGAUUUCGACUCAGCUAGCCACUUUAUUGUUCUAUACUUGAUUUCGAAACAUCCCCAUUGAACAUCUUUGCGUAUCCGCGAGGAGAUUCACGACCAGAACGGAGCAAUCCAAUGGAAGAGUCUUUCA
Molecule: messenger RNA, 343 nt
Organism: Botrytis cinerea B05.10
Lineage: Eukaryota; Fungi; Ascomycota; Leotiomycetes; Helotiales; Sclerotiniaceae
Exons: 3
Coding region: 43-219 (58 amino acids)
Source: RefSeq, a predicted model, not a curated record